Molecule: messenger RNA, 1030 nt
Organism: Eutrema salsugineum
Lineage: Eukaryota; Viridiplantae; Streptophyta; Magnoliopsida; Brassicales; Brassicaceae
Product: nuclear transcription factor Y subunit C-3
Exons: 3
Coding region: 205-858 (217 amino acids)
Biological process (GO): regulation of DNA-templated transcription
Cellular component (GO): nucleus
Molecular function (GO): DNA binding; DNA-binding transcription activator activity, RNA polymerase II-specific; protein heterodimerization activity
Source: RefSeq, a predicted model, not a curated record
AAGCCAUCUGUCUCCUAAUUUCUCAUUAUAAUAUUUUCCGAAGAGUAAAGGAGAAAAACCCUAUAUUGAAGAAAGGCGAUACAAAAAAUAAUAUAACAAACUUCAGAUCUUAAAGCUCUCAUCCCCAAAUCAAAGAGUUUCCGCAAAUCUCAGUCUUUGUUCGCAAUUGCUUCAGAUUCUACAGAGAAAACUAUCUAGAAGAGAAUGGAUCAACAAGGACAAUCUUCAGCUAUGAACUAUGGCUCAAACCCAUACCAAACCAACCCAAUGACCACUGCACCAGCCGGUCCAGACCAUGCAGCAUACCAUCAGAUCCACCAGCAACAACAGCAACAGUUAACUCAACAGCUUCAGUCUUUCUGGGAAACCCAAUUCAAAGAGAUUGAGAAAACGACUGAUUUCAAGAACCAUAGCCUUCCACUGGCUAGAAUCAAGAAAAUAAUGAAAGCCGAUGAAGACGUGCGGAUGAUCUCAGCCGAGGCACCUGUCGUGUUCGCGAGGGCCUGUGAGAUGUUCAUUCUGGAGCUUACACUAAGGUCGUGGAACCACACCGAGGAGAACAAGAGACGUACGCUUCAAAAGAACGAUAUCGCAGCUGCAGUGACCAGAACCGAUAUCUUUGAUUUCCUUGUGGAUAUUGUUCCUCGGGAGGAUCUCCGUGAUGAAGUGUUGGGUGCAGUUGGUGCUGAUGCCGCCACAGCAGCUGGUUACCCGUAUGGAUACUUACCUCCCGGAGCAGCUCCACUUGGAAACCCGGGAAUGGUUAUGGGUAACCCGGGCGCAUAUCCGCCUAACCCGUAUAUGGGUCAACCAUUGUGGCAACAACAAGGAGCUGACCAUCAGGAUCCUGAUAAUUAACCUCGCCUCAUAAACUAGCCUUCCGAUUCGAAGACCUCUUCCAAGUGGAUCUAAACAAGAAGAAUAAUGUUAAUAGAAAAUGUCAGUCAUGAGUUUGUUGUAGACUUUUAGUUGAAGAAUUUAUGUUUUAUGUCAGAUGUCAUUUUGGUUUAUGUCAUUUUGGAUAUCAUUA